CCUGGCCCCUCACCCCCAGCCCGGCCCGCGAGGGGGCCGCGGCCGGCGCCAUGCUGCGCCUGGGGCUGUGCGCGGCCGCGCUGCUGUGCGUGUGCCAGCCGGGCGCCGUGCGCGCCGACUGCUGGCUCAUCGAGGGCGACAAGGGGUACGUGUGGCUGGCCAUCUGCAGCCAGAACCAGCCGCCCUACGAGACCAUCCCGCAGCACAUCAACAGCACGGUGCACGACCUGCGCCUCAACGAGAACAAGCUCAAGGCCGUGCUCUACUCCUCGCUCAACCGCUUCGGGAACCUCACCGACCUCAACCUCACCAAGAACGAGAUCUCCUACAUCGAGGACGGCGCCUUCCUGGGCCAGUCGAGCCUGCAGGUGCUGCAGCUGGGCUACAACAAGCUCAGCAACCUGACGGAGGGCAUGCUGCGCGGCAUGGGCCGCCUGCAGUUCCUCUUCGCGCAGCACAACCUCAUCGAGCUGGUGACGCCCGCCGCCUUCUCCGAGUGCCCGAGCCUCAUCAGCAUCGACCUGUCCUCCAACCGCCUCAGCCGCCUCGACGGCGCCACCUUCGCCAGCCUGGCCAGCCUCAUGGUGUGCGAGCUGGCGGGCAACCCCUUCAACUGCGAGUGCGACCUCUUCGGCUUCCUCGCCUGGCUGGUGGUCUUCAACAACGUCACCAAGAACUACGACCGCCUGCAGUGCGAGUCGCCCCGCGAGUUCGCCGGCUACCCGCUGCUGGUGCCCCGGCCCUACCACAGCCUCAACGCCAUCACCGUGCUCCAGGCCAAGUGUCGCAACGGGUCGCUGCCCGCCCGGCCCGCGAGCCACCCCACGCCCUACUCCACCGACGCCCAGAGGGAGCCCGACGAGAACUCGGGCUUCAACCCGGACGAGAUUCUUUCGGUGGAGCCGCCGGCCUCGUCCACCACGGAUGCGUCGGCGGGGCCCGCCAUCAAGCUGCACCACGUGACCUUCACCUCGGCCACCCUGGUGGUCAUCAUCCCACAUCCCUACAGCAAGAUGUACGUCCUGGUCCAGUACAAUAACAGCUACUUCUCCGACGUCAUGACGCUGAAGAACAAGAAGGAGAUCGUCACGCUCGACAAGCUGCGUGCGCACACCGAGUACACCUUCUGCGUGACCUCGCUGCGCAACAGCCGCCGCUUCAACCACACCUGUCUGACCUUCACCACGCGGGACCCGGUCCCCGGGGACCUGGCGCCCAGCACCUCCACCACCACCCACUACAUCAUGACCAUCCUGGGCUGCCUCUUCGGCAUGGUCAUCGUGCUGGGCGCCGUCUACUACUGCCUGCGCAAGCGGCGCCUGCAGGAGGAGAAGCAGAAGUCCGUCAAGGUGAAGAAGACCAUUCUGGAGAUGCGCUACGGGGCCGACGUGGAUGCCGGCUCUGUCGUCCACGCUGCCCAGAAGCUGGGCGAGCCCCCCGUGCUGCCCGUGUCUCGCAUGUCCUCCAUCCCCUCCAUGAUCGGGGAGAAGUUGCCCGCCUCCAAGGGUCUGGAGGCCGGGCUGGACACGCCCAAGGUGGCCACCAAGGGCAACUAUAUCGAGGUGCGCACCGGCACGGGUGGGGACGGCCUGGCGCGGCCGGAGGAUGACCUCCCGGGCCUGGAGAACGGCCAGGGCUCGGCCGCGGAGAUCUCCACCAUCGCCAAGGAGGUGGACAAGGUCAACCAGAUCAUUAACAACUGCAUCGAUGCCCUCAAGCUGGACUCGGCCUCUUUCCUGGGGGGUGGCAGUGGCGGCGGGGACCCAGAGCUGGCCUUCGAGUGCCAGUCCCUCCCCACAGCCGCCAGUGCCUCCUCGGCCGCCGCCCCCGGGGCGCUGGAGCGGCCCAGCUUCCUCUCGCCCUCCUACAAGGAGAGCUCCCACCACCCGCUCCAGCGCCAGCUGAGCGCCGACGCCGCCGUGGCCCGCAAGACCUGCAGCGUCUCGUCCAGCGGCUCCAUCAAGAGCGCCAAGGUCUUCAGCCUGGACGUGCCCGACCACCCGGCCGCCGCGGGGCUGGCCAAGGGCGACUCUAAGUACAUCGAGAAGGGCAGCCCUCUCAACAGCCCGCUGGACCGGCUCCCGCUGGUGCCGGCGGGCGGCGGGGGCGGCGUCCACCACCUGGAGGUGAAGCCCGCCUACCACUGCAGCGAGCACCGGCACAGCUUCCCGGCCCUGUACUACGAGGAGGGCGCCGACAGCCUGAGCCAGCGCGUGUCCUUCCUCAAGCCGCUGACCCGCUCCAAGCGGGACUCCGCCUACUCGCAGCUCUCCCCCAGACACUACUACUCGGGGUACUCCUCCAGCCCUGAGUACUCCUCCGAGAGCACGCACAAGAUCUGGGAGCGCUUCCGGCCCUACAAGAAGCACCCCCGCGAGGAGGUGUACAUGGCCGCCGGCCACGCCCUGCGCAAGAAGGUCCAGUUCGCCAAGGACGAGGACCUGCACGACAUCCUGGAUUACUGGAAGGGGGUCUCGGCCCAGCAAAAGCUGUGACCCUCUCCUCCCCGGUGAGGUCGGAGGGGGCGGGCGGGGGCGCGUGGGGCAGGGCCCUGGCGGCCGGGCGGGGCGCGCUGGGGGCCGAGGCCGAGGAGUGGACGCACACGCACACCCGCACGCACGCACCCACGCACACACCUGACCACCACCUGACUGUGAACAACUACCACCCAACAAUAACGGACAGGAAAACAGAGACACGUUCUCCUUAAAGUUUACACACUGAUACCGAAA
This is a messenger RNA of Ceratotherium simum simum (southern white rhinoceros), 2732 nucleotides long. RefSeq names its product extracellular leucine rich repeat and fibronectin type III domain containing 2 (gene ELFN2). NCBI's taxonomy places the organism in Eukaryota, Metazoa, Chordata, Mammalia, Perissodactyla, Rhinocerotidae. Gene Ontology annotation, cellular component: plasma membrane. Gene Ontology annotation, molecular function: protein binding. The record is from RefSeq and is a predicted model, not a curated record.